Messenger RNA from Lagenorhynchus albirostris (white-beaked dolphin), 1607 nucleotides. It is a transcript of the gene GFRA1, whose product is annotated as GDNF family receptor alpha 1. Gene Ontology annotation, biological process: nervous system development. NCBI's taxonomy places the organism in Eukaryota, Metazoa, Chordata, Mammalia, Artiodactyla, Delphinidae. The coding region runs from base 317 to 1534 and encodes 405 amino acids. Gene Ontology annotation, cellular component: external side of plasma membrane; signaling receptor complex. Gene Ontology annotation, molecular function: signaling receptor activity. The transcript has 9 exons. The record is from RefSeq and is a predicted model, not a curated record.
GCUGCCGCCGCCGAGUGCUUAGACUCCAGGCAGCGGCCGGCUCCGCUCGCCCCGCUCGGAAAGUUGGGUCGGACCUGAACCUCUAAAAGCGGAACCGCCUCCCGCCCUCUAGCCAGCAGCCCGCUCGGAGCUGAGUCGCCGGCGGCGGUAGCGGCGGACGGACCGGGGAGUUUCCUCUCGCAUUGGAUGGAGCUGAACUUUGGGCGGCCAGAGCAGCGCGGCCGUCCGGGAAUCGCUGCGUGCUGAGCUCCCUCGGCGAGACCCAGCGGCAGCUCUGGAUUUUCGGGGGGGCGGGGACCAGCUGCGCGCCGGCACCAUGUUCUUGGCGACCCUGUACUUCGUACUGCCGCUUCUGGACGUGCUCCUGUCGGCCGAGGUCAGCGGCGGGGACCGCCUGGACUGCGUGAAAGCCAGCGAUCAGUGCUUGAAAGAGCAGAGCUGCAGCACCAAGUACCGCACGCUCAGGCAGUGCGUGGCGGGCAAGGAGACCAACUUCAGCUUGACAUCGGGCCUGGAGGCCAAGGACGAGUGCCGCAGCGCCAUGGAGGCCCUCAAACAGAAGUCGCUUUAUAACUGCCGCUGCAAGCGGGGUAUGAAGAAGGAGAAGAACUGUCUGCGCAUCUACUGGAGCAUGUACCAGAGCCUGCAGGGAAAUGAUCUGCUUGAAGAUUCCCCGUAUGAACCAGUUAACAGCAGAUUGUCUGAUAUAUUCCGGGUAGUCCCAUUCAUACCAGUGGAGCACAUCCCGAAAGGGAACAACUGCCUGGACGCCGCCAAGGCCUGCAACCUAGACGACACCUGUAAGAAGUACAGGUCCGCGUACAUCACGCCGUGCACCACCAGCAUGUCCAACGAUGUCUGCAACCGGCGCAAAUGCCACAAGGCCCUCCGGCAGUUCUUCGACAAGGUCCCGGCCAAGCAUAGCUACGGGAUGCUCUUCUGCUCCUGCCGGGACAUCGCCUGCACCGAGAGGAGACGGCAGACCAUCGUGCCGGUGUGCUCCUACGAGGAGAGGGAGAAGCCCAACUGCCUGAAUUUGCAGGACUCCUGCAAGACGAAUUACAUCUGCAGAUCUCGCCUGGCGGAUUUUUUUACCAACUGCCAGCCGGAGUCGAGGUCUGUCAGCAGCUGCCUAAAGGAGAACUACGCUGACUGCCUCCUCGCCUACUCGGGGCUUAUUGGUACAGUCAUGACCCCCAACUACAUAGACUCCAGUAGCCUCAGCGUGGCCCCCUGGUGUGACUGCAACAACAGUGGAAACGACCUGGAGGAGUGCUUGAAAUUUCUGAAUUUCUUCAAGGACAACACAUGUCUUAAAAAUGCAAUUCAAGCCUUUGGCAAUGGCUCAGAUGUGACCGUGUGGCAGCCAGCCCUCCCAGUUCAGACCACCACUGCCACCACCACCACAGCCUUCCGGGUCAAGAACAAGCCCCUGGGGCCAGCAGGCUCUGAGAACGAAAUCCCCACUCAUGUUUUACCACCUUGUGCAAAUUUACAGCACCACAAGUGCUCCGUCUUCCCACCCAGAGAGUGAACAAAAGCCCUGGGUCCGUGCUGUCUCCAGACCUGGCAUUUUAUAUCAAACCUUAGUUACCACCAUAAGUCAC